UUCGUUUUGUUUUGUUUUGUUUUUGUGUGUGUUUUUACGCUAUUUUCUUCACAGUGUUACGACAUCAAAAAUCUUAAUAAGCGGCAUACCGCUGCAAACACGUUUCGAAGACAUCGAACCACUACUGAAGCCCUAUGGCAUCGUCAAACAGUGUGAGGCUAUUUCUAGUAAGGAUCAAAAUACUCAAACAGUACAUAUAACAUUCGAAAAUCCUGAGCAGGCGCAAAGAGCUGCUGGUGGCCUGAACGGCGUCGAAUUCGAGGGCAGUAAACUGCACGCCGAGCAAUUGGACAAAAAUCAACGCCGAAGCAUACGCAAUCAGCGCAAUCCGUAUCCAGGAAUGCCGGGACCCGGCCGCCAGGCGGACUUUCCGCUACGCAUUCUGGUGCAGAGCGAGAUGGUGGGCGCCAUCAUUGGCAGACAGGGCACAACCAUACGCUCCAUCACACAACAGAGUCGGGCCCGUGUCGAUGUCCAUCGCAAGGAGAAUGUUGGCUCCCUCGAAAAGUCCAUUACGAUUUAUGGCAAUCCGGAAAACUGUACCAAUGCGUGCAAGCGCAUACUGGAGGUUAUGCAGCAAGAGGCACUGUCCACGAAUAAGGGUGAGAUCUGCUUGAAGAUACUCGCCCAUAAUAAUUUAAUUGGUCGCAUCAUUGGAAAGAGCGGCAAUACGAUUAAACGCAUUAUGCAGGAUACGGAUACGAAGAUAACCGUUAGCUCGAUCAACGACAUCAACAGCUUCAAUCUGGAGCGUAUCAUCACGGUGAAGGGCCUCAUCGAGAACAUGUCCCGUGCCGAGAACCAAAUCAGCACCAAACUGCGCCAAAGCUAUGAGAACGAUUUGCAGGCAAUGGCGCCUCAGAGCCUCAUGUUCCCCGGUCUCCAUCCCAUGGCAAUGAUGUCGACACCGGGCAACGGCAUGGUCUUCAACACAAGCAUGCCGUUCCCCUCGUGUCAAAGCUUUGCCAUGUCCAAGACACCGGCCAGCGUGGUGCCACCGGCCUUCCCCAACGAUAUGCAGGAGACCACGUUUCUCUAUAUACCAAACAAUGCUGUUGGGGCCAUCAUUGGCACCAAGGGCUCGCACAUACGCAGCAUAAUGCGCUUCUCGAGCGCAUCCCUCAAAAUUGCGCCCCUCGACGCCGACAAGCCGCUGGACCAACAAACGGAGCGCAAGGUCACGAUUGUUGGCACACCGGAGGGUCAGUGGAAGGCGCAGUACAUGAUAUUUGAGAAGAUGCGCGAGGAGGGCUUCAUGUGCGGCACGGACGAUGUGCGCCUAACCGUUGAGCUGCUUGUCGCCAGCUCCCAGGUCGGACGCAUCAUUGGCAAGGGCGGACAGAACGUGCGUGAGUUGCAACGUGUGACGGGUAGCGUCAUUAAGCUGCCAGAGCAUGCGCUGGCGCCACCCUCAGGCGGCGAUGAAGAGACACCUGUGCACAUCAUUGGGCCAUUCUACAGCGUUCAGUCUGCACAGCGACGAAUUCGUGCCAUGAUGCUAUCGACAAAUCCGCCACCAGUGACCAAAAAACAGAAGGCUGCCAAAGAACAACAAUUGCAACAACAACAACAGCAACAGCAACAACAACAGACAUUAGCCGGCGCUGCGCCAAGUGGGACUCAACAGCAGCAGCCGCAGCAGCAAAAACAACAGCAGUCGCAGCAGCAGCAGCAGUCGCCGUCGCAGCAGCAGCAGCCGCUGCCGCCGCAAUCACAUCAUCAAUCGUCGUCGGCGUCGUCGGCGCCACCUGCGCAUCAUCAGCAGCAGCAGGCGUCGUCGACAGCGUCCUCACAUCAAUUGCAGCAGCAGCAGCCGUCGCCGCCGCCCGGCAACAAUGCAUCCGCUGCCACCCAACAACAACAACAACAACAGCAGCAGCAGCAGCAACAACAGCAGCAGCAGCUGGCGAGUUCACAGCAGUAAGCAGAAGCUGCAGCAGCCGUGUGUGGGACUGGGGCAGGGGCGGAGGCAGUGCAGAACAGGCGGGCAAAGCUCAACUUGAACAACAACAACA
Drosophila navojoa is the source of this 2015-nucleotide messenger RNA. RefSeq names its product IGF-II mRNA-binding protein (gene Imp). Lineage: Eukaryota; Metazoa; Arthropoda; Insecta; Diptera; Drosophilidae. Gene Ontology annotation, molecular function: RNA binding. The record is from RefSeq and is a predicted model, not a curated record.